Molecule: messenger RNA, 3892 nt
Organism: Harpia harpyja (harpy eagle)
Lineage: Eukaryota; Metazoa; Chordata; Aves; Accipitriformes; Accipitridae
Gene: B3GALT1
Product: beta-1,3-galactosyltransferase 1
Exons: 6
Coding region: 2142-3122 (326 amino acids)
Cellular component (GO): membrane
Molecular function (GO): N-acetyl-beta-D-glucosaminide beta-(1,3)-galactosyltransferase activity
Source: RefSeq, a predicted model, not a curated record
UGCUCAUGGUACCCGUAACCCAGGCACUUACAUACAAAACCAGGCUGCACAUCAUGCAUGCACAAUUCUUUCUUACUUACAGAAAUUUUUAGGAAGUGACUUCAGGAGUAUUGUCUAAAGUAUUUAGUUCCUCUGAAAUAAGGAGGAGCUUAUUCAUUUAUCAUUGAAGUAAGCUUCAGAACUUGCAAAAAGAAAAAAGUCCUGUUCUGCAUAAACAGAAAAGGGAAUUAUGCCAGGAAGCAACACCUGAGAAUAACCACUGGACAACCAUUGCAUGUCAGAGCAGCUGGAAUCUUGUCUCAAAGAAGGUUUAGCUCCUUUGUGCCAAUGUAUUAGUCUUAAGUGACAAGCAGAACAGGCCUAGGAAGUAAGGCAUAAUACUUUUCUCCAGCUGUUUUCAAUGAGGCAUGUGAAAAAGAAAACUUUACAAAAACUAAGCAUAUAGAUAGAACCAAAAAUUUCUUAAGUCAACUCUUAAUUCUGUUUUUGUUAGCUUUAUCAUUUGCUGGCAUCACAAGGCACACAUAGAUAAUAUUGCCUGUCUUUUUGUACAUAAGAGUAUUGUUAAUUGCUAUGUCAUUAAAAAUUGUGGUAGGAAAAGGAGAAUUUGUCUUCAGUUGACCUUGCCUUUUGAUCCCUUCAAUUUCAGCUAAACCUAAAGGUAGGAUGAGAGAAGCAUAGCACAUGACUACAUGACUACAGACCUCAAAUUUCAGGGAAAGAAGCAUUUUGGUAAAGGAUCACCACUGAGUGAAAAGAUGCAGUAUGAAUUUAACUAUAUUGCCAGGGAGUCCAUGCAGGGGAGAGAUACUAUAAAUGAAAACCCAGAAUAUAGUAGGGCUCAUAAGAUUUGCAGGUUGCAGAACUGCUUUGUUUUCUGUCAGAGAGAGCAUAUUCUUAGUUUAAAUCUAUUUAUUGGGCACAUCUGCUGCCUCCAGUCACUGCAGUGAUGGGGACCUCAUCUACCUGUAAUGAAUCAGCAGAUACCAUGUACUGGAGAAAAAAGAAAGGGGAGGAAAAUUUGUUUUCUUAAUGACAUCCUUGUUAGAUGGAUGUAAACUGGCUACAUCACAAUCUAGAUUAGGCUAGACUAGCACCAAUGUUUUCUAAAAAUAAACUUCUUAAAUUCACAGAUUUUAAUUUGGCUGUACUUAGAAACAUUAGUCAUUUGCCUCGACUUCUGCUGGUAUUUCUGAUUAUCAGUAGUUACUCAGAAACUCAGAACUGCCCUUGCAAGGCAGGUCCACCUUCUCCUGACUUGAGUAGUGUAUUUUGCAACCAACAUAAUUAUUUUGGAUUUUUUCUUCUAACCUUUUUACUAGGUCACCAUCUGUUACAGCAGCUGCAUAUUUUGUGUGAAGUAGAUAGGACACUAAUUUUGUAUUUAGGAGCAUGUACCUGUGAGAACCCAGUGUCCCCUGCUGAGCAAAGACCUUAGCUGAGCACGGAGCCAGUGAGGAGUGCCACCUCCUGAACCACCGCUAUUACUCUCUGCAACCCUGGGGCAUUUUAUUGUUCUUGAAAUCAACUGGCAUCAGCUGUAGGAGGGACAUUAGAAAUAACGGUUGCAGAAGACUUGGUGAUGGGGGAAGGCACGUGAAAGAGAAACUAAGCAACAAAAGGCAAAGGUUUAUCAAUAUACAGUCCACUCUCGUUUCAUAUGUGACAAGGAAGCAAGCAAACAGUGGAGAACGGCAGUAGAUACGAUGCAGAUAAGCAGGAACGAAAAAUUAAGGACAAAAAGACAGUGCAGUUUCUAAAAACUCAGAUUGUGCACUUCAAAAUAAUACCAUAAAGGCUCCUCAUUUUAAUCAAUUAUCGAUUACACCUUGGGGACGUUCCACCAAUUCCACUUGAUGCUGCUUUUAAAGUGACUUUUAUGGAGUCUACUCAGGCGCUGAUCUUUACAUGGAAAUAACAGAAAAUUCCAAGAAAUGGAAGCCACUGCUAGUAAAAGAAGAAAAGCUGAGUAUCAUCAGGGUUAAUAGCUCCUAUGUGAGAUCCAUGAAUGAUUACAGAGUUACUUUUAUAUAUCGAACUUUCAUGUUUCAUUAAUAAUAUGCUGCCUCUUUGGGACAUAGGUGCGCUCAUGGUACGAAGGCUAUUUAUUCAUCACAUGGAAUAGAAGAGCUAGAGGAACAAUGGCUUCAAAGGUCUCAUGCUUAUACAUUUUGACAGUAGUUUGUUGGGCAAGCGCUCUUUGGUACUUAAGUAUAACUCGUCCUACUUCUUCCUACACUGGCCACAGACAGCUCAGUAGCAUAUCCAUAGCCAGAAAAAAUGUUUCCUUUGGCAACAUAAGAACUCGACCUAUAAAUCCACAUUCCUUUGACUUUCUUAUCAAUGAACCCAACAAAUGUGAGAAGAGUGUCCCUUUUUUGGUCAUUCUUAUCAGCACAACUCACAAAGAGUUUGAUGCAAGGCAAGCCAUUCGAGAAACGUGGGGAGACGAAAACAACUUUAAAGGAAUUAAAAUCACCACACUAUUUCUUCUCGGAAAAAAUGCAGAUCCUGUGUUAAAUCAAAUGGUAGAGCAAGAAAGCCAAAUUUUUCACGACAUUAUUGUGGAAGAUUUUAUCGACUCUUAUCACAACCUCACUCUGAAAACAUUGAUGGGGAUGAGGUGGGUAGCAACGUUUUGUUCAAAAGCAAAGUAUGUUAUGAAGACAGACAGUGAUAUUUUUGUAAAUAUGGAUAAUCUUAUUUAUAAGCUGCUGAAACCUAACACCAAGCCAAGGAGAAGGUACUUCACUGGUUACGUUAUAAACGGAGGACCAAUAAGAGAUGUUCGCAGUAAGUGGUACAUGCCAAGAGAUUUGUAUCCCGACAGCAAUUACCCACCCUUCUGUUCAGGCACCGGCUACAUUUUUUCAGCUGACGUAGCGGAACUGAUUUACAAAACCUCCCUUCAUACCAGACUUCUUCAUCUUGAAGACGUGUAUGUUGGACUCUGUCUUCGGAAGCUGGGCAUUCACCCCUUCCAAAACAGUGGCUUCAAUCACUGGAAAAUGGCCUACAGCUUGUGCAGGUACCGCAGGGUCAUCACAGUGCACCAGAUAACACCAGAAGAAAUGCACAGAAUUUGGAAUGACAUGUCCAGCAAGAAACAUCUUAGAUGUUAAGAUUUUUACAGAUGUAAAUACCUUUUUUAGUAAUUUUGGUUUAGUCUGGUUAUUUUUUGACAAAGCGAUCUGCUGAUUUACAGGUUAAACUGUGGGAUACUAACUGUGAAAGGAUUUUUAAUGACUGAUUUUUCAUUCUCAUUUUGACUACUGGUUUACAGACUUCAGGCUCUUUUCAUAAGGACAUUACACCGACCGAAAGGAUCUAGAGUCAAAACUCAGAUUUUGUAUAUUAUCCUCUAUCACACAUAUCAGCUCCUGCAUCUGUAUAUAAAAGGACAGUAAUAAACUAUUUUGAGCUACUUAACAGUUCAUUCCCCAGCCUCUGAGAUAAGACUCGGGCCCUAAGAAUGAAGAAUUACAAACAUACUUUUAUUCCUGUUUUGACACCCUACAACCAUCUCUAUUUAGAGCUUUGUUAAUAAAUGGAGCGGUAUACAUUUGCACUGACCUUACACCUAUCUUGACAUGUAUAUUUUAUAGUACAAUGUGUGCUAUUCCCAAACAGCUUACUGAUGGUAUAAUAUCAGAAUUUAGACAGGUAAGAACAUCAAAGUCUCACAGGCCUUAGGAAACAAACCAACACGCUGAAGUAUAUUUUUAUUUACCAAACAGUAUUCCUUUAAAUUAUUUCAGAAGAUACCCCAUUUCUUUCCACUGCCUAAAGUAGCCCCUAAAAGAUGUAACACAAUUUUAUAAUUAAGUAGAAUGUAUAGGUGAAAUAAGACAGGGAAGAUGUAUGAAAAACUGUCUUAAAAAUACGUGGGAAA